Messenger RNA from Saccoglossus kowalevskii, 840 nucleotides. RefSeq names its product peptidyl-prolyl cis-trans isomerase-like. Gene Ontology annotation, biological process: protein peptidyl-prolyl isomerization; protein folding. NCBI's taxonomy places the organism in Eukaryota, Metazoa, Hemichordata, Enteropneusta, Harrimaniidae. Gene Ontology annotation, cellular component: cytoplasm. Gene Ontology annotation, molecular function: peptidyl-prolyl cis-trans isomerase activity; cyclosporin A binding. The record is from RefSeq and is a predicted model, not a curated record.
GAUCACGGGAGUUUCUAUCCGGUGGUCAUAAUUGCAUUCCUGUGUUCCUACAACUGUGAAGGUUUACAUUUAGACAAAGUACAGACGUUCUAACAAUUUCGCUACAAUGGCCCGCGUACGUUGUUUCUUUGACAUCUCCAUCGACGGUAAGCCGACAGGCAGGAUUGUAUUUGAGUUGCGUCCCGAUAUUGUACCCAAAACCGUAGAAAAUUUCAGAUCAUUGUGUGUUGGUUGGCAAGGUUACUGCUACAAAGGGAGUGUAUUUCAUCGUAUCAUCCCAGAAUUCAUGUGUCAGGGUGGUGAUAUUACAAGGGGCAAUGGUACUGGCGGCAGGAGCAUUUAUGGUCUGGAGUUCAAGGAUGAAAACUUUAUUUUGAAACACGAAGGACCAGGAACUUUGUCGAUGGCAAAUUCCGGACCAAACACUAACAAUUCGCAGUUUUUCAUUUGCACGGAGAAAACCGACUGGUUGGACGAUGCCCAUGUUGUAUUUGGAAAAGUAGUCGAAGGCAUGGACGUGGUCAGGAAAAUGGAAGCGAAGGGUACCGAUGAGGGCGACAUAACAUCAGUUGUCAAAAUAGAAAAUAGCGGCGAAUUGAAAUGAACAACCAGAUUUUCAUGUUUGCUGUUGUGCAUUGAAUUAGUUUAAUAUAGUAUUGAUGCCACAUUUUUCUUUAUCGACAUGUUUUUAUUAUUUUAGGAUAACGUCUCUUCUCACUGUCGUAUGAUAACCUCUCAAUGUCAUGUUAUGUCAUGUCAUCUCAUCUCAUGUCAUCUCAUCUCAUUGCAUCUCAUUGCAUCCUAUUCCAUUCCAUCGCAUCUAAUCUCACUCUAGCCAAG